AUAGAAGGAAUUGAAUAUUUUCAAUUUUGUUUUUGUCAAAUCUCAAUUCUCUUCUCCAGUCUCUAGUAUAUAUUAACAUAUUAGUACUUAAUAACUUGGAAGUUAUCAAAGUUCAUCAUGAUUUGUAGAAAAUAUUUUUCAAAUUUUUUAGUGAAACAGAAUUUUACUUCAUCUAAACUAAUUCUAACUAGUUUGACUAAAAAUUCUAGUAUGACAGCCAAAUCAGUUGAAUUAAAUUCAUUUAGUAGAAGGAAAAGUARUAAUACAGAUAUUGGAUGGAUUUUACUAGUACUACCAAUUUCUGCAUUUGGACUGGGUACAUGGCAAGUUAAACGAAAAAUAUGGAAAGAAAAUCUGAUUCAAGAACUCAAAACUAAAACUACACUCCCUGCAUUGGACUUUCCGGAAAACGAAGAAGAACUUACWAAACUUGAAUAUCGUAGAGUAAAAGUUGUAGGUGAAUUUGACCAUUCAAAAGAAUUGUACUUAGGUCCUAGAUCCUGUUUAACUGAUGGUGGAGCUGAGAAUAGUAACGGAUUAUUUUCUGGAUCUACAAAAAGUGGUUAUUAUGUCAUCACACCUUUUAAACUGUCAAAUAAACCUUUCUCAAUUUUAGUGAACCGUGGUUGGGUUUCUAUGAAAAAUAAAAAUCCUGCAUCUCGAAUUUCUGGCCAAGUUGCAGGUGAAAUUGAACUAGAAGGUGUCGUUCGGUUAACUGAACCAAGACCUCAGUUUGUAUCCAAGAAUGUAGCAGAUUCUCGUUUUUGGGCAUAUAGAGAUUUAGAGGCAAUGUCAAAAUUAGUUGAUAGUGAACCUAUUAUGAUUGAUGCUGUAAUUGAAUGUAGUAUUCCUGGAGGUCCAGUUGGCGGUCAAACAAAUAUUUCAUUGAGAAACGAACAUGUCUCUUAUAUUAUUACUUGGUAUGGUUUAGCAAUUGCAACAGGAUAUAUGUGGUAUGCAAAAUAUUCACAUGCAUUAAGAUCAAUUAUCAAAUAAAAACUAUUAAUUUAUGUAUCUCAGUCAAAAUAAACAUACUAAAAAUAAUUUUAAGUAUUAUUCAUCAGCUAUUUGUUCCACAAUUAUUGUGGAAAUAUAAAUUAUUUAUACUUUACUAUGGUCAAAUU
Diuraphis noxia (Russian wheat aphid) is the source of this 1124-nucleotide messenger RNA. RefSeq names its product surfeit locus protein 1 (gene Surf1). The record is from RefSeq and is a predicted model, not a curated record. Gene Ontology annotation, cellular component: membrane; mitochondrion. Gene Ontology annotation, biological process: mitochondrial respiratory chain complex IV assembly. NCBI's taxonomy places the organism in Eukaryota, Metazoa, Arthropoda, Insecta, Hemiptera, Aphididae.